Molecule: messenger RNA, 342 nt
Organism: Cylicocyclus nassatus
Lineage: Eukaryota; Metazoa; Nematoda; Chromadorea; Rhabditida; Strongylidae
Source: the annotation of a GenBank genome assembly
AUGAGUUAUCAAGUACUCCUGAAUGUGCGCGGGGAAAGAUAUCUAACUACCACGAAAACGCUUAGAAAUUGUCCGGAUACGAAUGACAAAAGUCUUUUCCUGAAGCUUUCUAUUCCGCGCACGGGAGAGCUCUAUCUCGAUAGAGAUCCAGAACUUUUUCAAUGUAUUUUCCUUUAUUUGCUGGAUGGAAAACUUGUGUUGCGAUACUACGACGACCUCUUAAUCGAAAUGCUUCAAGAAGAAGCAGAGCAAACGAAGAAACUAAGUAUUCUGAAAACACGGACUAUGAUAGCUAGGCUGUACAAGAAUGUGGUGGCACCGGUUUUAUCUUUUGGAAUUUAA